CGGGGGAAAAAAGCAAACAAAAACAACGAAAACAAUUCUAUCAACUAUGUUGAUCUAAUGACAGAUCUGCUCGUGUACACGCAAAAUGAUGCUAUUUUUCCCUCUAAAAUGUUGCGAAAGUUAUGCCGGAAAUAAUUUUUAAAUUAUUCUUGAGCAGUGAAGUCUAAAAUAAAACAGUUGUACAAACAAUGAAAGGCCUUUACUGCCAUUAUUGCAGCUUGCUAUGGAAUAUGGUGGGAGCUGGAUGCAUUAAACAGCGACAUUUUGUACGUUAGACCUGCCUUCGAGGGUAAGUCUUUGCAGACGAUAUUAGUUCUCCAAUAGCAUGCUUCAGUUUUGCAGGCGUUUUAAAUGGCGCUUAAACUUGAGCUUUGAAGCUAUAAGUUUCGAAAGUCUGUUAACAAAAGUAUUUUUCCUAAUGCAACAAAUUCUUCAUAAUUAUCCAUUUUUAAAAUGGAUAGGAGCAAUUGUUGUCUGUUUCAAGCUAUUCAAGUUAUCUACAUUUUUACUAAAACUAGCUUAUCCUUAUUUAAGAAAGAAUUUCGAAUUCACCUGGAAGGAACUAGCAAAAUGGGCAGUUAUUACUGGUGGUACUGACGGAAUAGGAAAAGCUUAUGCUGAAGAGUUAGCAGAAAGAGGCUUUAACAUAUGCUUAAUUAGCAGAAAUAUUGAAAAGUUAAAUGAAGUAGCUACAGAAAUACAGAAAACGUAUAAAGUAUCAACAAAAAUUAUAAAUGUUGAUUUUACUGCUGGCCCUGAAAUAUAUAAUAUAAUCAAAAUUCAUUUGGAUGAAUUAGAUGGUGGAGUAGGAAUUUUAGUGAAUAAUGUGGGAAUGAGUUACAAAUAUUCUGAGUACUUUCAUGCUAUUCCUGAUGGGCUAAAGGUUAUGAUGGAUUUGAUAAAUUCUAAUAUUGCAUCCUGCACUAUGAUGACAAAACUCAUAUUGCCUCAGAUGGAAGAAAGAGGUAAAGGUCUCAUUAUUAACAUAUCAUCUCUGAUUGCUGUAUACCCAACACCAUUACUUACAACUUAUGCUGCAUGCAAGGCAUAUGUAGACUACUUCUCGAGAGCUCUACAACAUGAAUAUAAAGACAAAGGGAUCUCCAUACAGUGUGUGCUCCCAGGAUAUGUUGCAACAAAAAUGUCAAAUAGAAGAAAACGUUUGGAAGUACCAUCAGCAAAAGCAUUUGUUUCUAGUGCAAUCAAAACAGUAGGCUUAGAAGAUUACACUUAUGGAUAUCUGCCUCAUAAAUUGAGGGGUUUUUUCCAUGAAUGGUUAAAAGCAAACAUGCCAACUUUUGUAAAUAUGGCAAUAGCAUUACAUUACAUGACCAAAAGUAGGAAAAAUUAUUUCAGAAGAUUGCAGAAAAAAGAUAAAAAGUGAAAACCAGAAAUUUCAAUGCAUCUUGAUUAUUUAACACCGAGCUGUUUUCAGAAUGUGAUUCAUUUACUUAAGAUUAUUAAAAUUAAAUGUUAGUAACAGAUUA
Molecule: messenger RNA, 1487 nt
Organism: Stegodyphus dumicola
Lineage: Eukaryota; Metazoa; Arthropoda; Arachnida; Araneae; Eresidae
Product: very-long-chain 3-oxoacyl-CoA reductase-like
Cellular component (GO): endoplasmic reticulum
Molecular function (GO): oxidoreductase activity
Source: RefSeq, a predicted model, not a curated record